GCAUAAUCUCAUAUAUUCGAUCGAUAUGGCAGAAUCGGCAGUCUCAUCGGCGGUGGAGCUGCUGGGCAACCUGCUGAUCGAUGAGGUGAAAUCCCUGCGAGGAGUCAAGGGAAAGGUGCGGCUGCUCAAAGAUGAGUUGAAAUCGAUGCAAUCUUUUCUAAAAGACGCAGACAGAAAGCAAGCUAAAGACGAAAGAGUGCGCAACUGGGUAAGGGAGCUCAGAGAAAUUGCUUUUGAUGCUGAAGAUACCAUCGAAUUGUUCGCCGUCAAUAUUGAGAACACCACCAACACUGGUUUUCUCAAAAGCUUCACCGGCUUUCCAAAGCGUUUUUACCACGUCGACAGAAUCGGAGGCAAGAUCAAGUCCAUCCGAGAUAGGCUUGAGGCGAUUGACAAAAGCCGCGAGAGGUACGGGAUACAGAUUGCAGAAGAGGCGGAGAAGGAGAUGUCGCAAGUCGAAUUGCGUCGGCAGUUGUGUCCUUGGCAGAAAGACGAGCACCUGGUGGGCAUGCAAGAUGCUGUGGAGAAGGUGCUGCGAGAGGCGGUUUUGGAUGAGGAGAAGAGAGGGCUUUUGGUUGUGGAAAUACAAGGCAUGGGCGGGAUCGGGAAAUCCACACUUGCGCGGGAGAUAUACAACCACCCCGACGUCGUUGAUGGUCCAUUCGAUCGGCGUGGAUGGGUUGUGGUGUCGAGUGAAUUCACGCCGCAAGAGAAGAUCAAGCAGCUAAUCUACCAGGUGUCCUCGGAGGAGAAGAAAAGUCAACUGCUUGAAGAAAUCCAGAAAUUGGAGCAGUCGACGAAGGACAAGCUAUUUCAGCUACAAGAGCUUCGAAAAAUGCUUCAUACAGAAUUGAAGGGAAAAACAUAUGUCAUAGUUCUGGAUGAUGUGUGGGAGCAGGAUCACUGGGAAUAUUUCGAAAGUGCUUUCCCUCAAGAUAAAACAAGUAGAUUAAUUCUUACAACCCGCAACAAGAUUAUUAUUGCAAAGCUUGAUCAAUAUGUGCUUCAGAAGAGUCUUCUAGACCCCGAGAAAAGUUGGGAAUUAUUCUUGAAGAAGGCAUUCAUUAAGAACACCAAUGGCACAUGUCCAGAAGAAUUAGAGAGUAUAGGCAGACAAAUCUUAAAAAAAUGUGGUGGUUUGCCAUUAGCAAUUAGUGUGGUUGGAGGCUUACUUGUGGAUACACAAGACAAGAGUGGAUGGCAACAAGUUCUCAGUCAUAUAGACUCUUAUUCCAAUAUCCCCGAAAACAACGUACCAAAUAUUUUGAAUAUUUUGGAGUUGAGUUACCAGAAUUUGUCCCUCCAAUUGAAAUCAUGCUUCUUAUGUCUAGCCGUUUUCAAGGAAGACUCUAUUAUUCCUGUGAAAUGGCUAGCAAGCAUAUGGAAUGCACAUGGCUUGAUGCAAGAGAAAGGAGACAGAAUUAUUGAGGAUAUUGGAAGAGAUUAUUUAAAUGAGUUGAUUAAUCGAAGUAUGCUUCAAAUUCAUGAUCUAACCAUUGAUGGUCAAGUCAAAAGUUUUCGUCUGCAUGAUCUUAUUCGUGAUGUAUGCAUAAGCAAAGCAAAGGAGGAAAUGGGUGUGAAGAUUGUAAAGGGAGAGGAGGAUGAUAGAGGGUGUUCAUCUGAAUCCUUGUAUAAACCUCGUCAUCAUGUUAUCUGCAGCAAAUCUUUUGUAAGUUUCUCUUCGAAUCAGAAUAAGUAUCUUCGCUCCGUUUUCCACUUUAAUUUAAGGUAUUUUAGCAUAGAGAUUUCAUCUCGUUACUGGAAGAACUUUCAACUCCUUAAGAUACUCUAUCUUGAUGGUUUUUGGUUUAAGAAAUUUCCCAACUCUUUUUGGUGCUUGGUCGGAUUGAAGUACUUGAGAAUAAAUACACAUCGGCAUGGGAUUCAUUUGAAACUCCCAAGUUGGCUUAGUGACUUUAAAAAACUCGAGUUUCUUUACGUGGAAUUUGUGGAGUUUCCAGAUGUUGAUCUGAGAAUGGAAAGCUUGCGUGACUUCGGCACAAGUAAAAUAUUGGGCAGGGCCAUGACAGUCUCGAAGUGGAAAAGUAUAGAGAGUUUGAAGGGUAUCAGGCUAAAGGAUUUGGUGGAGAUGAGCUCGGGACUAAUGCCUAAUUCUCAACUUCGUAAGUUGAAGAUAGAUGUAGAUGAUGAUGAUGGUGAUCUGGUAACCAGGGGAAGAGCGUCCCUACAAAAGAUGACGAAUCUUGUGGUACUACACCUUCACUUAAAUGAUCUGCUCUAUGGGCCAUAUGCAUUGCUAGAAUUAGUUCCUGAUCUCGAGAAUCUCACAUCACUUAAACUUAAAGCGGAUUUUCUCCCUUUCACAUGUCCAGCUGCGACUGGGUUCCCUCCCAAUCUCUCUCAUCUAACAUUGGCCAACGUAUCAUAUCUUUCGAUGAAAGAGUUGGGUAAGCUACCAAAGCUACAGUAUCUCACCUUAAAGAAUUCUUGUGUUACUAGGAUGAAGAUAUUGCAUGACGGGUUCCCCUGCCUCAAGGCCUUCUCCGUCAAAAGAAUAUAUGGUUUGACAGAUAUUGACAUAGAAGAAGGUGGAAUGCCAUGCCUCGAACAACUUCAUAUCCUUGGUUGCCCAAGUCUGAAUACUGGGAAUCUGCCCAAACACGCUAUCAUAUCAGUAGCAUAACCUUAAGGUUUUGAUAGAGAAACAAAGUGGAGCUGGAGCGAUGAGUUCGACAAGAAGAAGACACCACGCGACUCAAGGCCAAGACUAUGGGUUCAUGUCGUCUUAUGUUUUAUUAUAUACUCCUAUUUUUAUAGUGGUGAAUUCAUAUCUAAUGCUUUCUAUUUUAGGGAUUGAGAUGGAUCUUUGUGUGUAAUCCAUUAGGCCAUCAUGUUGAUUGCUAUUUUUCUGUAA
Molecule: messenger RNA, 2875 nt
Organism: Salvia hispanica
Lineage: Eukaryota; Viridiplantae; Streptophyta; Magnoliopsida; Lamiales; Lamiaceae
Product: putative disease resistance protein At1g50180
Biological process (GO): defense response to other organism
Molecular function (GO): ADP binding
Source: RefSeq, a predicted model, not a curated record